AUGAGGCCUGCAAAGAAAACAAAAAAGGGUGCCAAAGAAAAAGCAUCAGAUGAAAAACCAGAUGAGAUAGAAAAGAUAAAGUCAUACCGCUACAUGGAAGGUGAACCUGAGGAUGAUGUCUAUUUAAAACGCUUAUACCCAAGGCAGAUAUAUGAAGUGGAGAAAGCUGUUCACUUACUUAAGAAAUAUCAAAGUUUGGACUUUACUCAUCCAAAUCAAGGUGUUUAUCUUGAUUUGACAUUGGAUAUGGCACUAGGGAAAAAGAUAAUUCACAUUUUCUAUGCAUACAACAUAAAGGCGUUUACUAAUAGAAUCUUGUACUCAUCAUUCUACCUCUCGGUUAGAAGCAAGUUGCAGGCCACAUUCAUACCUGGUAGGAGAUCGCACAAGAGCAUGAAUCCCAGAAAUGGGGACCAUGGGGGCACACAGGGUCUGACUGCCACUUAUUAUAUUGUCACACAGGCUGCAUGUUUAUCUCAUUUAGUAAUUUUUGCUACUUGUCUAAAUGCAGUGAUAAUUUGGGGUUUUUCUUUUUUCCAAACAGAUUCUAUUGGCCGUGACAUCCCCAAAAUGCUUGAAUUAUUUAAAACUGGACAUGAAAUUAUGGUAGAUGAAGAAAGGGAGAACUUUCUGAGCACCAAAAUAGCAACAUUGAAUAUGUCAAGUGACCAGAUUGCUGCCAAUCUGCAAGCAGUUAUUAAUGAAGUUUGUAGACAUAGACCGUUGAAUUUGGGUCCCUUUGUAGUUCGUGCUUUUCUUCGUAGUUCAACAAGUGAAGGUUUGCUACUAAAGACUGAUCCAUUGUUGCCUAAAGAAGUCGAAACCAAAGAAAGUAACAAAGAAGCUGCCUGAUCAUGUUGAAUUUUGAAAUUUUUUUCAGUGGAUUAACAAAACAGAUACAAUUAUAAAACUGCAUAAUAUCUACGUGUAGUGUCUUGUGAUUUCUUGA
Messenger RNA from Castor canadensis (American beaver), 949 nucleotides. It is a transcript of the gene Mrpl1, whose product is annotated as mitochondrial ribosomal protein L1. Gene Ontology annotation, cellular component: large ribosomal subunit; mitochondrion. Gene Ontology annotation, molecular function: structural constituent of ribosome; RNA binding. NCBI's taxonomy places the organism in Eukaryota, Metazoa, Chordata, Mammalia, Rodentia, Castoridae. The record is from RefSeq and is a predicted model, not a curated record. Gene Ontology annotation, biological process: translation.